GCCACGGCCACCACAACACCAGCACUAACAAAUCCCCAAAAAAAAAGUCUAGCCACAGCCCACAGCACUUCUUCUCCACAACGACCCCACAGAGGGCCAGAGCAAGACAUCCGCACCGCAUCGCAUAUACCCAGAGCUGUGAUCGCUGCCAUUAAUUCUCCCCUCAUAGGCCUCCAACAAGGUCGAUGGAGGAACAACACAUGGCUGGGCCGCCGUACCGCUACCGCCUUCAGCAUCGCCGGCUGAUGGACAUAGCACCCGCAAGCGCGAGCGACGACGAUUCAGGGCAUCACGGCUCCAACGGGAUGGCCAUCAUGGUGUCGAUCCUGGUGGUGGUCAUCGUCUGCACCCUCUUCUACUGCGUCUACUGCUGGAGAUGGAGGAAGCGCAACGCUGUCAGGAGAGCGCAGAUAGAGAGGCUGAGGCCGAUGUCCAGCUCGGACCUGCCGCUCAUGGACCUGUCCUCCAUCCACGAGGCCACCAACAGCUUCUCCAAGGAGAACAAGCUCGGCGAAGGCGGUUUCGGGCCCGUCUAUCGGGGCGUGAUGGGCGGCGGCGCGGAGAUCGCCGUGAAGCGGCUGUCGGCUCGGUCGCGGCAGGGCGCGGCGGAGUUCCGCAACGAGGUGGAGCUGAUCGCCAAGCUGCAGCACCGGAACCUGGUCCGCCUGCUGGGAUGCUGCGUCGAGAGGGACGAGAAGAUGCUCGUCUACGAGUACCUCCCCAACCGAAGCCUCGACUCCUUCCUCUUCGAUAGCAGGAAGAGCGGGCAGCUGGACUGGAAGACGAGGCAGAGCAUCGUCCUGGGGAUCGCCCGCGGCAUGCUGUACCUGCACGAGGACUCGUGCCUCAAGGUCAUCCACAGGGACCUCAAGGCCAGCAACGUGCUCCUGGACAACAGGAUGAACCCUAAGAUCUCCGACUUCGGCAUGGCCAAGAUCUUCGAGGAGGAGGGCAACGAGCCUAACACGGGCCCCGUGGUUGGCACCUACGGGUACAUGGCUCCGGAGUACGCCAUGGAGGGCGUCUUCUCGGUGAAGUCAGACGUCUUCAGCUUCGGGGUGCUGGUGCUAGAGAUCCUCAGCGGGCAGCGGAACGGCUCCAUGUACCUCCAGGAGCACCAGCACACCCUGAUUCAAGAUGCCUGGAAGCUGUGGAACGAGGACAGGGCGGCGGAGUUCAUGGACGCGGCGCUGGCGGGGUCGUACCCGCGGGACGAGGCGUGGCGGUGCUUCCACGUGGGGCUGCUGUGCGUGCAGGAGAGCCCGGACCUCCGGCCCACCAUGUCCAGCGUGGUGCUCAUGCUCAUCAGCGACCAGACGGCGCAGCAGAUGCCGGCGCCGGCGCAGCCGCCGCUGUUCGCCAGCAGCAGGCUCGGCAGGAAGGCGUCCGCGUCGGACUUGUCGCUGGCCAUGAAGACGGAGACGACCAAGACGCAGUCCGUCAACGAGGUGUCCAUCUCCAUGAUGGAGCCACGGUGAGACGAGGGGGGGCGGGGGGGCUUGCUUGAUCGUCAACCAACAAGUGUCCGUCUCCGUCUCCGUCCCAUCCGCAUGAGAAACCCUUACUCGGGGAGCCGUCGUGAUUUGCUUGGUUCUUUGAUCAGCAACGGCGGCAACAACAGCAGGCACACUUUUCGUCGAGGAUACGCUGUGCGUCGUCGUCGGUGCGCGCGUGUAUGUGUGUGUGAUGGUUACGGAUGUCUUGCGAGCCGUAAUCGCGCUGGGAAAGUCCCAGCCUUUGUCGCGGGGAAAAUCUUGUAGCCAUGACAUGUGCAGCGAGAAAAACGCCUUUGAGUUUGAGACUAGAA
Zea mays is the source of this 1807-nucleotide messenger RNA. RefSeq names its product serine/threonine-protein kinase receptor. Bases 186 to 1478 code for a protein of 430 amino acids. The transcript is spliced from 7 exons. Gene Ontology annotation, cellular component: plasma membrane. Gene Ontology annotation, molecular function: ATP binding; protein serine/threonine kinase activity. Gene Ontology annotation, biological process: protein phosphorylation. NCBI's taxonomy places the organism in Eukaryota, Viridiplantae, Streptophyta, Magnoliopsida, Poales, Poaceae. The record is from RefSeq and is marked validated.